Cotesia glomerata is the source of this 1634-nucleotide messenger RNA. RefSeq names its product 8-oxo-dGDP phosphatase NUDT18-like. Lineage: Eukaryota; Metazoa; Arthropoda; Insecta; Hymenoptera; Braconidae. Bases 532 to 1530 code for a protein of 332 amino acids. Gene Ontology annotation, molecular function: magnesium ion binding; 8-oxo-GDP phosphatase activity; 8-oxo-dGDP phosphatase activity. The transcript has 4 exons. The record is from RefSeq and is a predicted model, not a curated record.
AAAUUAAAAAUAAAGCACCGUUGCAAAUUGUGUUUACAUGAUAUGUAUAAAUUUACUGAAAAAUAUAAGAUUUAUCAGUCAUUUACGUAUUUAUGUAUCAUAUAUAAGAUGUAUUUAGAUAGAUUGAAUGUAUUUUAUGCAUGAAUGUUGAAUGUGAUGACCUAGAAUGCAAGUAAACCUAAAAAAAAACAUGAAACUAUGAGCUUACCUUACACCGAUCUACACCCAUGAGCAUAACUGUAUUUAUGCAUUAUAAAUUAAUCUAUCCAUCUCUACGUGUCGGUUGAAUUUUAAGUAGGAAAAGCCGAAAUAUGUGUAAUAUAAUAUCCAUCUUGAUCAAUAAUAUUAUCAGAUACUUGUCAAGCUGAACUUAUAUUAACUCAACUUUAAAUUUUUAUUGUUCAAACUAAAUGUUUAUUUUUGAGUGUGUGCUGUAACAUUCUUCGAGAAGCUAAAUAAAAAUUUUGUUCCAAUGGUUUAUAUUUUGAAUAACAAUUAAAAAAAAAAAAAAAAAAAAAAAAAGAGGAUAAAAUGCCUGACAUCAUUGAAGAAAACAUACAACAAGUUUUAGACGGAUUAAAACUAGAUGAAGAUGAAAAAUUUUGUGACUUUUCUCUAGCACAACAAAACGAGUCUAAUGAAGCUAAGGGUAUAAAAUCAACAUCCAGCUCCAACUAUUUACCAAUCUGUCAGAAAACAGUAACGUAUAUAGUCGCAGCAGUAAUAAUAAAUGACAAAAAUGAAGUGCUGAUGAUUCAAGAAGCAAAAGCAUCAUGUGCUGGUAAGUGGUAUUUGCCGGCUGGUCGUGUUGAACCAAAUGAAACUUUAAUAAAUGCAGUAAAACGUGAAGUAUUAGAAGAAACUGGUCUGUCAAUGGAACCAAAGUCAUUGAUAAUGGUAGAAUGUGCUAGUGGUUCAUGGUUUAGAUUUGUAAUGGUGGGAGAUAUUACUGGUGGAGUACUGAAGACUCCUGAUCAAGCCAAUGAAGAAUCCCUGCAAGCAUCAUGGAUUAGUAACGUUAAUGAUUUAUCACUCAGAUCUUCUGAUAUCUUACCACUCAUACAGCGUGCAAGAGAUCGUAAAAUUGCUAGUAACCCACCGUGGCAUUCACCAUUGCUACCAGUUGAGAAGUCAUGGAGCAAACUUUUUAUACGGCUUAUUGUUUGUAUAAAAAAAAAAGCAACGAAUCGAAUGCAUGUUCUUAUAUCAGAAAAAUCUUGUUUGCAUCUACCAAUAUGUGAAAUAAAUCCAAAUAAAAAUUUACAUUCAACUUUACAUAAAUUCAUGGUUGAAAUUUUUGGUAACGAUGUGCCUCAACACCGACCACACGGACUUUUGUCAGUAGAAUACAGCGGUGAAGAGUCGGGCGAUGGAAUUUGUUUUACAAUAUUAGUAUCAUUUCGUCCAGCUUUAGAAGAAGUAACAAUUAUGGGUAAAUAUGUUUGGCAUGAAGUGAGCAAAAAUAUUGCUGAUUCAAUUGCUGUGCGCUUACCUCGUAACAUGACUAUACCAUUAAAUGUUGUUCGAUAAUCUAACUAUUACUUAAUUUAUACAUUAAGAAUGUUUAUUCAUAAUUCAUAAUAUUUAAUAUUGUGAAAGAAGAAAUUACCGUUGUUUUUUAUAAAUAUAUUUAA